GUCGCCGCCUGUGCUGCACUCUCCAACCAGCCCUACCUGCAGGAGGUGAGGGAUGCGCUGGUGAGGGAGAGGGCGCGUCUCAUGGGCCACCUCACAGCGCUGCCGUUCCUCAAGCCCUUCCCCAGCCACGCCAACUUCAUUCUCUGCGCCCUGCACAACACCCACUGGACUGCCAAGCAGCUCAAGGUAAGUUCCCGCUAUGCCUGCACAUGUCAUAUACCAUAUGUUGAAGUGAUGCUGGGACAGCGUGUAUGUUACCGGAUGAGCUGGCAGGGCGGGGCAUCAUGGUGCGGCACUACAGCCAGCCCGACACUUUGUUAG
Closterium sp. Yama58-4 is the source of this 321-nucleotide messenger RNA. Lineage: Eukaryota; Viridiplantae; Streptophyta; Zygnematophyceae; Desmidiales; Closteriaceae. The record is from the annotation of a GenBank genome assembly.